This is a messenger RNA of Cladophialophora psammophila CBS 110553, 2757 nucleotides long. RefSeq lists its product as uncharacterized. Gene Ontology annotation, cellular component: nucleus; cytoplasm. Gene Ontology annotation, biological process: protein import into nucleus. Bases 1 to 2757 code for a protein of 918 amino acids. The transcript has a single exon. The record is from RefSeq and is a predicted model, not a curated record. NCBI's taxonomy places the organism in Eukaryota, Fungi, Ascomycota, Eurotiomycetes, Chaetothyriales, Herpotrichiellaceae. Gene Ontology annotation, molecular function: nuclear import signal receptor activity.
AUGCUCAUGAAUGCGCGCAACAACAAGGAUUAUGUCAAUUACCUUACCUACAUCUUCAGCACCCCGCAGCUGAGCCAGACUCUGAAUCUCGCCGCACCUAGUCUCUUCCUCAUUCGCUAUGCUGCAGCUGUCAACCUCAAGAAUCACGUCAAAUUGUUCUAUAGCCAAAUCCCCAAGGAUCAGUUGGCUUACAUCAAAGCAGCCACACUCACCGUUCUUCGAGACCAGAAUUCGCAGCUGCGCAGUUUCGCCGGAACUGUAAUUACCGAGACGGUCCAACAGGGCGGUCUGCUGCAAUGGCCUGAGAUUCUGCAAGAGCUACUUACGCUUGUCAGUAAUACCGGCGGAAAUGUUGCUGGAGAGACCCAGGAAGGUGCGAUGAGCGCUCUGGCGAAGGUUUGUGAGGAUAACCGCAAACUUCUCGACAAGGAAUUUCAAGGCCAACGCCCUAUGACUGUCAUUGUGCCGAAACUGCUCGAGUUCGCCAGCCAUCCGAACCCCAAAAUCAGGGUGUUUGCGCUCAGUACACUGAAAUCGUUUAUUCCGCAAAAGUCGCAGGUCCUCUUUUCUGCGUUGGAUGUCUAUCUGCAGACCAUCUUUCAACUCGCUUCAGAUCCAGAUGUGCAAGUCAGACGCAUAGUAUGCCAAUCACUUGUACAACUCGUGGAUUCGAGACCAGACAUGCUCGCACCUCAUCUCGAGGGCUUGGUCAAUUAUAUACUCACCCAACAACAGUCGACAGAUCACCCGGAUCUUGCCUUGGAUGCCGCCGAGUUCUGGCUGAGUAUUGGGGAACAAGAUCAAUUGCGAGACCAGAUGGGGCCUUAUCUGGAAAAGAUCAUUCCUGUGCUUCUCGCGGGGAUGGUUUACGGUGAAGAGGACGCUUCCAGACUAGGCGGUGAAGAAAAUAAUGCCGACGUCGAGGACCGCGCGGAAGACAUCAAACCUCAAUUUGCGCAGACCAAGGCGGGAAGAGGCGUCGUUUCCGCUGAGAAGGAGGAGAGUCAGCCUGGAACGCCACAAGCAAAUGGGACAUCGCAACCUAAGAAGGAUCUGAGUGAUGGGGAAGUCGAGGACGAGGAUGAAGACGAAGACGAAUGGGAUGACGAGGAUCCUGAGAACGCGUGGAGUUUGCGCAAAUGCUCUGCCGCUGCGCUGGACGUUUUCGCAGUCAACUACCACUCGGCUGUCUUCAACAUCAUUCUGCCAUACCUUAAGGAAAAUCUUUCACACACCCUCUGGCCAAAGCGCGAAGCCGCAGUCCUCGCUCUCGGUGCCAUCGCAGACGGUUGCAUGGAUGUUGUCUCACCUCAUCUCCCAGAGCUCGUUCCGUUCCUCAUCUCUCUCUUGUCGGAUGAGGAACCUGUUGUUCGUCAAAUCACUUGUUGGUGUCUUGCGCGUUACUCCGAGUGGGCCGCUCGAUUGGAUUCCCAGGCUGAUAAACAACGCUAUUUUGAACCCAUGAUGGAGGGUCUCCUUCAGCGCAUGCUCGACCAGAAUAAGAAGGUCCAGGAAGCUGGGGCUAGUUCCUUCGCUUCUCUCGAGGAGAAAUCUGGCGACAAGUUGAAACCAUAUGUCGAACCUAUUUUACGGCAAUUUACAGAGUGCUUUCGGCGGUACAAGGACAAAAACAUGUACAUCCUCUACGACUGCCUGCAAACCCUCGCCGACAAUGUUGGUUCUCAGAUCGCCAAACCGGAACUUGUCGACCUGCUCAUGCCCGUAUUGAUCCAACGAUGGAACAAAAUUCAGGACGAUUCUCGCGAAAUGUUUCCCUUGCUCGGCUGUCUAGGAUAUAUCGCUAUGGCUUACGGCGACACCUUCGCGCAGUUUGCGCCUCCCAUCUUCGAUCGGUGCAUCAAACUUAUUUACGCGAACCUACAACAGCACAUGGCUUUCAUGAGUGGCCAGACGGUCGAUCAGCCAGACAAAGACUUCAUCGUGACGGCAUUGGAUCUUCUUAGUGCGAUUAUCCAAGCCAUUUCGCGGGAGAAGUCGGCGCCGCUGGUGCAGAACUCGCAACCGCAGUUCUUCGAGCUAUUGGGAUUCUGUAUGGAAGAUGCCACCACGGAUGUGCGUCAGUCCGCGUACGCGGUUUUGGGUGACUGCGCGAUCGCACUCUACCCCAGCCUAGACCCCUACCUGCCCAAACUCAUCCCUCUUCUGAUAAGUCAACUUGACCUCGAUAGCAUCCCGGAUAGCGAUUCCGAAAACGCCUUCAACGUCCUCGCGAACGUGUGUUGGAGCAUGGGCGAAAUCGCCGCAAGAGCACCGACCAGCAGAAUCUCGCCUCUGAUCGAACCACUCUAUCGCGGUCUGUUGUCGCUGAUUACGAAUGAAGAAGUCCCUGACGCUGCGAGCGAGAACGCCGCGACCACGUUGGGAAGACUCGGUCUACCAUGUCCGAUGGAUCUCGCGCCCUUCCUGUCCGAGUUCGCAGAGCCUUUCUUGCAGUCCAUGUCCAAGAUAAGCACAUCACAUGAAAAGGCUUCGGCUUUUAUGGGGUUCAACAACAUUUUGGAGAAGAACCCUCAAGCCAUGGAAUCCAGUCUGGCCUUGUACUUCUCCGCGAUCGCACAGUUCCCGCUCAAAGGCCGCCAGGGACAGGAAUACAGCGAUGUCCGCGCCAGUUUCGCCCGUGUCAUCAACGGCCUAGCCGGCUUGAUCGGACAGGAGAGGUUCGAGGGCUUCAUUGCCGGGCUGCCCGUGCCGGUUCGGGCAAAAUUGAGGGAUGGCUAUGGUGUUGGUUCCGGAUGA